AUUUCAUGGCGACGAAACUCGCCUCGGUAUCACCUUCACGUGCUGCCACUGUUUUGGAAAACGUACAAAUAAAGAUUUAAAGUGUUCACAGACAUGGAGAGAAGAAAGGAGGAGAUGAAGACUGCGACUCAGAGAGAGGAGGAAGGAGAAGAUGAGGAGGAGCUGAAGACUGCGACUCAGGGAGAGGAGGAAGGGGAAGAAGAGGAGGAGCUGAAGAUUGCGACUCAGGGAGAGGAGGAGGAAGGAGAAGCAGAGGAGGAAAUCAGAGGUGACGAUGAUGAUGAGGAGGAAGCAGCAGCUGUGAUGAAGAAGACCAAAGCCAAAGUGACGUCCUGUUCAAAACGUCAGGUGGUUCCUGGAAUCAUUUACUUGGGUCAUAUUCCUCCGAGGCUCCGCCCCAAACACCUGAGGAACAUGAUGUCAGCAUACGGAGAGAUUGGACGAGUGUUUCUGCAGCCUGAGGACAGUAAGAUGAAGAAGAAGAAGAGGUCUGGUCUGAGGAGGUGUGGCUUCACUGAAGGAUGGGUGGAGUUUAGAGACAAGCGUGUGGCGAAGCGCGUGGCUGCGUCUCUACACAACACACCGAUGGGAACCAGGAAACGCCAGAACUUCUCCUCCGACCUGUGGUGCAUCAAGUACCUGCACAGGUUCCAGUGGAUUCACCUGAGUGAGCGUCUGGCGUACGAGCAGAUGGUUCUGAAGCAGAGACUCAGGACAGAAAUUUCUCAGGCAAAGAGAGAAACAAACUUUUACCUGAACAACGUGGAGAAGAGCGCUCACAUGAACGACAAGAGGAGGAGAAAGAGGCGGCAGGAUGGCCCACAGCAGGUGGAGGAGAAGACGUGGGACUUCACGCAGCGGCAGACGGAGGAUGAGAUCCAGACGAGGAAGAGGAGGAGGAAGGACAUGGACAAGGCCCGCCUCCUACAGGAGAAGAGCCAAUCGAAUGUCUCGCUGCUGACCAAGAUCUUCAACUCCAACUAGUAACAGUGACAGUGCUGGGACACGCUCACCUCCACUGUCUAAUCGCAGAACUCCUCAGAGUUGGUGGGUGGAGCCACUGCAGCAGCCGGCUGAUCUGAUUGACUUUUUUUAUUUCACUCUAACAAUAAACUGUAUGAACUCUU
Solea senegalensis (Senegalese sole) is the source of this 1127-nucleotide messenger RNA. RefSeq names its product activator of basal transcription 1 (gene abt1). Gene Ontology annotation, molecular function: RNA binding. Gene Ontology annotation, biological process: endonucleolytic cleavage to generate mature 5'-end of SSU-rRNA from (SSU-rRNA, 5.8S rRNA, LSU-rRNA); endonucleolytic cleavage in 5'-ETS of tricistronic rRNA transcript (SSU-rRNA, 5.8S rRNA, LSU-rRNA); small-subunit processome assembly. Lineage: Eukaryota; Metazoa; Chordata; Actinopteri; Pleuronectiformes; Soleidae. The coding region runs from base 94 to 984 and encodes 296 amino acids. The transcript has 5 exons. Gene Ontology annotation, cellular component: nucleolus. The record is from RefSeq and is a predicted model, not a curated record.